CAGGGCGACUAAGGGGAAAAGAAGAAGGGGUGUUGGGCCUGGCGGUGAACUGGGGCUGCGGGCAGCUGGGCGGCUCCGCGGGUAGGUGUCCAGAGAGCCGCGGGGCCAGAGUGCCCAGGGUUCACAUCACACUCCAGGAGGUGCCCGGGCUAGUUGGUUGGCUGGGGAGACCCGCAGGCCAGGACCAUGGGCUGCUUCUUCUCUAAGAGGCGGAAGGCUGAGGAGUCGCGGCCCGAGAGUGAGGAGGAGCAGCCCAAGCAGUACAGCUGGGACCAGCGCGAAAAGGUUGAUCCAAAAGACUACAUGUUCAGUGGACUGAAAGAUGAAACAGUAGGUCGCUUACCUGGGAAAGUGGCAGGACAGCAGUUUCUUAUUCAAGACUGUGAGAACUGUAACAUCUACAUUUUUGAUCAUUCUGCUACAAUUACCAUCGAUGACUGUACUAACUGCAUAAUUUUUUUGGGACCUGUGAAAGGCAGUGUGUUUUUCCGGAAUUGUAGAGAUUGCAAGUGCACAUUAGCCUGCCAACAAUUUCGCGUGCGGGAUUGUAGAAAGCUGGAAGUCUUUUUGUGCUGUGCCACUCAACCCAUUAUUGAGUCUUCUACCAAUAUCAAGUUUGGCUGUUUUCAGUGGUACUACCCUGAAUUAGCUUUCCAGUUCAAAGAUGCAGGGCUAAGUAUUUUCAAUAAUACAUGGAGUAACAUUCAUGACUUUACACCUGUAUCAGGAGAGCUCAACUGGAGCCUUCUUCCAGAAGAUGCUGCGGUUCAGGACUAUGUUCCUGUACCUACUACUGAAGAGCUCAAAGCUGUUCGCGUUUCCACAGAAGCCAACAAAAGCAUCGUUCCAAUAUCCCGGGGUCAGAGACAGAAGAGCAGUGAUGAAUCAUGCUUAGUGGUAUUAUUUGCUGGUGAUUAUACUAUCGCAAAUGCCAGGAAACUAAUUGAUGAGAUGGUUGGUAAACACUUUUUCCUAGUUCAGACAAAGGAAGUGUCCAUGAAACCUGAGGAUGCUCAAAGGGUUUUUCGGGAAAAAGCACCUGACUUCCUUCCUCUUCUGAACAAAGGUCCUGUGAUUGCCUUGGAGUUUAAUGGAGAUGGUGCUGUAGAAGGAUGUCAACAUAUUGUAAAUGAGAUAUUCAAUGGGACCAAGAUGUUUGUAUCAGAAAACAAGGAAAAAGCAUCUGGAGAUGUAGACAGCUUCUACAACUUUGCUGAUAUACAGAUGGGAAUAUGAAAUGCAAUGUGGAACCAAGGACUUGGUUCUACACGUACUUUGAGGACAUUUGGAACAUUGGGGAUAAAAGAGAAAUCACAAGAAAACAAUAAAAUUGCUUCCCAUUGUAUAAAAUUCUUGAUGUCUAAGAUGUAUUUUUCUCAUUUAUAAAAUCCUUUAAAACUAAAAUAAGCUUCAGUAAGAAGCUUAUUUAACUAUUCUCUAUAGAGAGAGUAGGUAUGCAAUUAGGGUAUGAUUAUGCCUUCAAAACACAUUCUAGAAAAUACUUUAUCCUUUAAAAGUAUAAUAAAAAGGCCAAAAUUCAUGUGAAUUACAGUAAUGUACUAUAGGUUGGAUCUGGACUAUCUCCCAAAGACCUAUAUGCUAAAGGCAUAGUUGCCCGCAUAUAUGCUAUUGGGAGAUGGUUGAACCUUAAGGAGGUAGGCCUAGUGGAAGGAAGUUAGGUCAUUGGGUAUAAUAGACCCUUGGAGGGGAUAUUGGGACCCUGGCCUCUUCUUUCCCUGUCUUUUUUGCUUCUUGGCUCCAUGAGAUGAGCAUCUUUGCCCCACUAUGAUGUACUACCUUGCCACAGACUCAAUUAACCACGGAAUGAAACCUCUGAAAUUAUGAGCUAAAAUAAACCUUUCUUACUUAAAAGUUGAUUAAUAAGCUGGGUGUGGUGGCAUAUACUUGAAAUCCCAGCAACUUGGGAGGCCAAAAUAGGAAGAUCACAAACCAAGGCCAGCCUCCACAACUGAGUUAGACCCCAUCUCAAAAUUUUAAAAAGAUGGGGUUCAGGUGUGGUGGCACACAUCUGAAAUCCCAAUAGCUCAGUAGCCUGAGGCAGGAGGAUCACAAAUUCAAAACCAGCCUCAGCAACUUAGUGAGGCCCUAAGCAACUUAUUGAAACCCUGUCUCAAAGUAAAAACUGGCUGGAAAUGUGGCUCAGUGGUAAAUCAUCUCAGGAUUCAAUACCCAGUACCUAAAUAAAUAAAUAAGGCCUGGGGAUGGAGCCCAGGAAGCUAUCUCCAGUAAAACACACACACACACACACACACACACACACACACGCUGAUUUAUCUCAAGUAUUUGUUACAGCAAUGAACUAACAUAAUGAAAACUUUUUUUGAAAAUGGAGUCACUGAGUGUUGGCUUGCUUUUCUCUUUUGGUAUAUAGAAUGUUUGAGGGGAGGUGUAAAUAAGCCUUUAUAAUACUUCAUCUCUUUCCUUAUAUGGCAUUUGGGCUCUUGGUGGCAAGCUUCAGUAAGAUGUUCAGAAAUUGCAAUUUUUUCCAUUUCUAGUGACUUAGUGCUUUCCUGGUGAGGGCUAGUUCUCACCUACAAAUAAAUUAUGAGCAUAGGCAGUAAAGAGCCCCCAGCAUUCUCACCUUGGCUCUGAUCCUCCCUCUGUGGCCUGCCUUCACUGUUUUAAUUUAAUCUAGUCCACUUGUAAUUGGACUAAUGAAAAUUAACUUGCAAAUUGUGUGACAAGUGAUUAACUGAUGUUUGUAAAGUACCUUGAAAAUGAAAGGUACUGUAUAAAUGUUAAGUAUUAUUGUGCUGAGCAAAUGAGUGUGGUGUUCUUUUAAAAUAGUUCAGCUGUGAGGCCACAUGCCUGGCUACAAGUAGGCAGCUGAAUAGGAAAACACAAGUAUAAGAGGCUGUUAAGGCUUAAGUGCUGUUUUCUUAUUGAUUGAUGUACUUUCAUUUGUAGGUCAGUUUGUUAAGCUCAUUAAUAGAACCUUUUAUACUCUUUCACCCUAACUUUUAAACAGAUCUUAUAUUAAAUGAUUUUAAAAUUUAUCUAAUGAGAGUUGUCCAUUUAUAGGGCCAUGAAGGGUUUGAUUUUUUCAAUCUGUUUUUUUGCAAAUGAGAAAGACAACUGAGGGUUGGAAGUCUAAAUGGCCUGUCCAGUUCACCAUAUAGUAAAUGAACUGUAGUGUGGGACUCUUGACUUCCCCUGGUGAUUACUAGGAAAAUAAGACUCAGCCCAGCAGUCUCCUCCUAUGUGAAGCCUUUUCUAACACAGAUACAAAGCCCAUUCCUUGCUUGGUGCUCACAUAGUAUUCCAUAUAGAUUUCCAAAUGCCUAACACAUUAUUCCAUUUCUUUAUCCGUGCCUCUCUUGCUACUCGAAGUGUGGUUUGUGGACCUGCAGCAUCAGCACCACCUAAGAACUGAUUAGAAUCCCCAGCCCCACUCCAGAUCUGUUGGGUAAUCAUCUACUAAUAAAUAUUCAGGGGAUUCACAUACACAUUAAAUUUUGAGAAGCUCCAUCUUAGACUGUUAGGUCCCCAAGCCCUAGAAUCAAGACUUGGAAAUCUUUGUAUUACUUCAAUGGGACUUAGGAUCCUGUAAAGUGAUCAAUGUUUAAUACAUACUUUUGAUUAAAUGGGUCAUAAUCUAGUGUUUCAUUCUACAGAUCAGAUUUUAGUCUCUUUUGUAAUUCCUCUCCUUAUUCCUCUCCUUGAUUGAUUUUUUUUGGGAAAAACAGCCUAUAAUAUUAAGCUACAUUUUUUUGGUUUGCUUCAUGUUGAAGUAGUAACUACAGUUUCUGCCCACUAAGGCUCCUGGGAAACUUUAAGAAUAUCAGUAAUGUUCUCUGGAAACAGAUAAAAGCACGGAAGUUUCUGACUUAAAUUUUUAUCUGCAGUGUUUUUAUAUUCAAGCUUCUUUUAUUCAAUUGGGAAACAUAUUACAUAAAGCCAGAGUGGUGAUUUGUUGAUGCUGGGACUCAGUUAAAAUGAAAAAGCAGUCAGAUACUUGCUUUGGGCUUGUGGGAACAGUUAGUCACUUGAUCCCUCUCAGAUCUGUUAUCCUCUUUAUCUUUUGACAUCUUUCCAUUGGGGCGUUCAGGGAUGAGCACUGGUAUCAUCAAUAAAAUGUGCAAGACUGUCGAAGAAAGUGUUCGGGUAGUUCCAAUUUGGGGGGUGAAUGUUGCUAACAAUGGCUUUUCUUUCCUUCCUAGAAUAAAGGCUAAAAAUCUAAAAUUUGCAAUAAAAGUAUAAUUCUAAAUUUA
Messenger RNA from Marmota monax (woodchuck), 4232 nucleotides. RefSeq names its product RP2 activator of ARL3 GTPase (gene Rp2). The coding region runs from base 187 to 1236 and encodes 349 amino acids. The record is from RefSeq and is a predicted model, not a curated record. Gene Ontology annotation, cellular component: periciliary membrane compartment; cilium. Gene Ontology annotation, biological process: post-Golgi vesicle-mediated transport. Gene Ontology annotation, molecular function: GTPase activator activity. NCBI's taxonomy places the organism in Eukaryota, Metazoa, Chordata, Mammalia, Rodentia, Sciuridae. The transcript is spliced from 6 exons.